ACAACGGCCAAUAAAAACUUCCCAUCAUAACACCAUCAGGAAGUUGAGUGAAAAUUUAUUAUCAGCUGUGGAGAAAAUUCAGUCAAAAAUGAAUCAGACAUUGGGCAUACCAUUGUUUUUGUAUCGAACAUUAGCCGAUAGUCUUUAAGUUAUUUAUUAAUUGUGAUUAAAUGGUUGGAAUAAUCUGUUGAAUGCUACGGCGUAAUGGGUGCAAAUAUCUCUCAGCUUGAGCGUGACAUUGGUGCUGAUCAGUUUCCCCCAAAUGAACACUACUUUGGUCUAGUUAAUUUCGGGAAUACUUGCUACAGUAAUUCAGUACUCCAAGCGCUUUACUUUUGUCGGCCUUUUCGAGAAAAAGUCCUCGAAUAUAAGGCCAAGAACAAACGCACUAAAGAAACAUUGCUUUCUUGUUUGGCCGAUUUGUUUUACAGCAUCGCGACACAAAAGAAAAAAGUUGGCUCGAUAGCACCGAAAAAAUUUAUAGCUCGGUUACGAAAAGAAAAGGAAGAAUUCGACAACUACAUGCAGCAAGACGCGCAUGAAUUUCUCAAUUUUUUGAUUAAUCACAUAAACGAAAUCAUUUUGGCGGAACGGAAUCAAACGAAAGGAGGAAGUGGGACGAGUGCAAAUAAAAAUGGAACCUGUACUGGAACGGGACCUGGAAAUAGCCUUAAUGGAGACAAUGCCCAACAGCCACAGGAACCGACCUGGGUACAUGAAAUAUUCCAGGGUAUUCUAACCAGUGAAACGAGAUGUCUGAAUUGCGAGACAGUUAGCAGCAAGGAUGAGAAUUUUUUCGACUUGCAAGUAGAUGUCGACCAGAACACCAGCAUCACGCACUGUUUGCGAUGUUUCAGUAACACGGAAACCUUGUGUAGUGACAAUAAGUUCAAGUGCGACAAUUGCUGCAGCUACCAGGAAGCCCAGAAACGAAUGCGAGUCAAAAAGCUACCGAUGAUUCUGGCGUUGCAUUUGAAGAGAUUCAAAUAUAUGGAACAGUACAACAGGCAUAUAAAAGUGUCACAUCGGGUUGUAUUUCCAUUGGAAUUGAGGCUGUUCAAUACGUCCGACGAUGCAGUGAAUCCUGAUAGACUGUACGAUCUGAUGGCCGUAGUUAUCCAUUGUGGUUCUGGGCCGAACCGAGGACACUACAUUAGCAUAGUGAAAAGUCAUGGAUUUUGGUUACUUUUCGACGAUGACAUGGUUGAUAAAAUUGAGGCAUCUACCAUUGAAGACUUUUACGGACUUACCUCGGAUAUUCAAAAGUCGUCCGAAACGGGAUACAUUCUAUUUUAUCAGUCACGAGACGCCACGACCUAAGGCACGAAGUACAGUACUAAAGUAUGCUAAUUCAGUUGAUGCUGAGAUGGGAAAUGAUUGUAAAAAUGCCCCUGCCCAUUCCAUCAAUAUGCAAAAAAUGAAUAGUUAUCGUUGAACUUAUUUAUUUUCUGUUGAGCUUAAGCAUUAGUGAUAAAACUUGAACUAUUUUAAGCAUGCGUACGGCAGAGGCGCAGUCAAUGUUUAGUUUUCAAACAGUAUCAACCAACUGCAAUGUUUUACUUCAUAUAUAGUUGACUUUUGCAGAUACGCCUUAAAUGAUUGCGUUAGUUUGUCCAAACAUCCGCUAUGGUUAGCUUACAUACAUGAAUAUGCAUGCAUUGUAUAAAAGGUAUAACUGGAGUUGUGAGACAUUACUAUUACUAGCAAAUAGUAUAGCCGUCAUUUCGCCGAAUGUAGAGAAAUAUGAUAAUAAAAACUGGUUUAAAAAA
Messenger RNA from Malaya genurostris, 1769 nucleotides. It is a transcript of the gene Usp12-46, whose product is annotated as ubiquitin carboxyl-terminal hydrolase 46. The transcript is spliced from 5 exons. NCBI's taxonomy places the organism in Eukaryota, Metazoa, Arthropoda, Insecta, Diptera, Culicidae. Gene Ontology annotation, biological process: protein deubiquitination. Gene Ontology annotation, cellular component: cytosol; nucleus. The record is from RefSeq and is a predicted model, not a curated record. The coding region runs from base 205 to 1320 and encodes 371 amino acids. Gene Ontology annotation, molecular function: cysteine-type endopeptidase activity; cysteine-type deubiquitinase activity.